CUUCUUCCUUUCCAGCUGAGGCUAAUAGAUUGGGGUUUGGCUGAAUUCUACCAUCCGGGUCAGGAAUAUAACGUCCGAGUGGCUUCCAGAUACUUCAAAGGGCCGGAACUCCUCGUAGAUUAUCAGAUGUACGACUACAGCCUGGACAUGUGGAGUUUGGGGUGCAUGCUUGCCAGCAUGAUCUUCCGAAAGGAGCCCUUUUUCCACGGCCACGACAAUUACGAUCAGACUUUCAAUGGGCACUCACGGAAACGAUGGGAGCGUUUUGUCCACAGUGAGAACCAGCACUUGGUCAGCCCCGAAGCCUUAGAUUUCUUGGACAAGUUGUUGCGAUACGAUCACCAGUCCCGACUGACGGCCAGAGAAGCCAUGGAGCACCCUUACUUUUGUGAGUCCAGUUCUCGGGAAACCCAUUCGAGCGUCCUUCGGCGGGACAAAGACCGGGUCUGGAAGCCUGCACUAAAUACAGGAAUUUCUUCAGUGGCGACGUCUUCCCCCCUCGGACCUCUAGCCGGCUCCCCCGUGAUUGCCACUGCCAACCCGCUGGGAAUGCCAGUGCCUGCUGCCGCGGGGGCUCAGCAAUAAAGGACACCCCCCCUCCCCUCCCACUGUCUCCCAGACGCCGGACUGGAGCCACCCUAGGGCUGAGGGUCCUCCUCCAACUCACACCCCCCCUCCACAGCCUCUUGUAGCCAACGUGGGGAGGGGGGGAAGGAAAGAGAGACAGGAGGAGCCACAUCGGACCCGUUGCGCUGGUGGAUCGAUUCGUUCCUCCCGUCACGUCAUCAUAUGUAUCUCCCUCUCCACCCCACCUCCCUCGCCCUCGGAUUAUAUAUAUAAGAUAUGGAUGGAUCUUCUCACGCCGAAUCUCCUCCUUCCCCAGGCCUGCCUUUUUUUUUUACUUGAACGUUUUGUAACUCAGAGGAACCCCCUGGCAAAAAACAAAACCACCACAAAAACCAUCCACCCGCGGGGCGUUUCACGGACCCUUUCUCGUCUGUUCCCGCUCGCGUCCUCCCCGGAGACUCUGCAUAAGUGAGGACGCCGGUUCUUCCUCAUCUCGGUUUCUCUCGUCCUUACGACUCGCCGAUGCCUCUUCUCCCCCGCCUCCUCCCCCUUUGCAGGGGAAUGUCAUGCCUCCAUCACCAGCCCGCCCGCACCAUCCCUGUUGAGUUUCCAGCCUUGGAAAGCUAGCCGACAAGAACGGGAGCCCAUCGUGGGGCAUCUCGGAAGCCACGUAGCCAUCGUCCUGCAGCGGCUCGGAACGGACUCGGUUUGCAGGGCGGGGAAAAAAAAGGACAAAACGGUCCAUAAUCCGAUGGGGUUGUCUUCUCCUCAUCGUCAUCCAAAGCCUCCAGGACUCGCCUGCCGAUCCGUACCUCCUGAAAAAAUAGCAUCUGGCCUCGCCGCCAAGCUCUUCCCCGUAACGUCCUCUGGAAUUCUGGAAGAAUCCCGAUUUUUUUCACCACCUGUUUUUCCUGGAAAGAAAAUCCUAAUUUUUCACCGGUUUUUCCUGGGAAAAAAAUCCUAUUUUUCCACCUGUUUUUCCUUUCCUUUUCCUUUAAAAAAAAACAAAACACCACCUCAAACUUCUAACAGAUCUUGGAAAGAAAAAGAAAUAACAUGAACGGAUCCAGGGCUGCUCGCUUGCCCUGCCUUACCCUCCCAUAUAUAUAUAUAUAUAUAUAUAUUUCGCCAUGUGGUUGAGAGGUGUGUGUUUGUGUGUGUUACUUAGAGGCAGCUGGCGGAGAGAAAAUUGUCGAGGAAAAUAAAAUGUGUGAAAAACCACAAAACGCAAAAAAAAACAACCCAGGCCAGCUUGUAAGAGAGCGUCCUGGGGAAGGAUGGGACCCGCUCCCUGUGUGAUUGUGUGUCUGUCUACUACACACACCCUCACCGAAACGCAGAGGCCUCUUGUAAGGUAAAUGGGUCUCGCUCUUCCUUCUGCUGAAAUGCCCGACGUCAGAAAUUCCCGGCUGUAAAUAUGAAAACUUAUUUUCCUUUUUUUAAUUUAUCAAAGGUUAGGUUUAACGUCACCCGCGCGGAGGCUCUCUUUGGGCCAGUAUCAAAACGUUUUACAAUGACGUUGCAGCCUCUCAAUCCCUGGAAUUGGGGCUUCGGACCGGGAGGCUGGGUUUGUGUGUGUGCGUGUGUGUUUGUGUUUGGGGUGUGUGUGUGUGUGUGUCCGUCCUGAAACUGGUUCUCCCCAUUCCCGUUUUCGGCACCUCGCCCAGGAUUCGGUGGCCACCGCGACCCCGUGCUCGGAAGCCUUACAAGAAGCGUGCUCAACAAAAGCCAAAAUUUCGCUGGGGUUUUGGGGGGGCCCCUGUGUUUUUCCUCUCGCUGUGCUGGGAUGUCGAAGGGCAGGAUGGAAGCCCUUUCCCCAUCUCUUUCCGAACCACCGUGGAUCUUUGCAAGCCCCAUCAGAUCCUCUGUGAACAUGUCCGUUGAGGGAGGAGGCUCAUCGCUAUGCGUGGCUUGCUAACAAUCUCGGCGAGGCCUCGAGUUUCACGAUAAUAUGCAACUUUUGGAAAUUUGGAAUUUGGGGGGGGCAUGUUCGUGUUUGUCGGAGUGGGACCCCGGUGUCGGAGCCGGAAGCGAUAGCACGAGACACCUCCCCUCUUCUCGGUUUCCUCGUCUCCUUAGCGGAUGAGAAAGGACUUCCGGAUGCCCGCCGGCAGGAGAUUUCCCACGGUGGCGCCUGCGAGAAAUUGGGAAAGGCAGCAUAGGUGUGCCUAGAUUUUGCACUAGGACUGCUCCCCUCCGGAGGGCUCCGGAGAUGGGGGAUCGACUCGACGCUUCGCUUUCUUCUUUUGAUCUUUGACUUUGGCAAGCAGCCGCGUGCUUCCUAGGAAUCAAGGGUGCCGGGUGCGAGGUGACGAGGAUUUAAGGAGGGGGAGGGGAGCAGUAUCCAUCCACGCUAACCCAAGAUGGAAAUAUCGAGGUUGAGGAGUUGAUGUAAAGCAGCCGUUUCUCGAUUCUUUUGGCCCCUUUGAAAGAUGCGUGGACUUCAGCUCCCAGAAUUCCCUGCGAGUUGGAAGUCCACGCCUUUUAAAGGGGCAGGAGUCGAGGAAAAAAAA
This is a messenger RNA of Thamnophis sirtalis, 3080 nucleotides long. The record is from RefSeq and is a predicted model, not a curated record. NCBI's taxonomy places the organism in Eukaryota, Metazoa, Chordata, Lepidosauria, Squamata, Natricidae.